Messenger RNA from Letharia lupina, 5130 nucleotides. RefSeq lists its product as uncharacterized. The transcript is spliced from 5 exons. The coding region runs from base 1 to 5130 and encodes 1709 amino acids. The record is from RefSeq and is a predicted model, not a curated record. Gene Ontology annotation, molecular function: protein binding. NCBI's taxonomy places the organism in Eukaryota, Fungi, Ascomycota, Lecanoromycetes, Lecanorales, Parmeliaceae.
AUGAACAACAUUUUGAAUGACGGGCUUGUUCGUGAAUCGCGAGGAGUAAACAGACCGGAAGCGCUUUCAUUCUCAGUAUAUAGAGUCUCCGGUCUUCCACCUGCCCGCAGCAUCGAAGAUAUUGCUGGUCUCCUGGAGCGCUCACUUGACACGUCGUCAGAGAAAUCGGGAUUGCAGAUCACCUCUUUGGCGGAAGACUGCUACCAGUCAGAUAGACAGGUAGCCACCCUGACUUUUUCCAAGACGCCGGAGUCACUCCUCCGCGUUAACGACGAAAAUCAAUGGCCCAUAAAGCUUUCAGGCACAGAUUACGACUCGCAAUCUGGGAGAACUGAGGCCCUGAUCUUCGAUACCCACUUUUGCGGCUUGACUCCACUUAAUACAGUAGGGACAACGGCAAACUCCACAGACUGCAUCGUCGUCUGUGGUUUAGGAACCAAUGCCUUCGGUACUUUCAAAGAGAAAGGCGGCUCAUACAUGUGGUUGCGCGACUCCCUACCAAGCGAUCUUCCUAACAUGCGAGUCCUCCUUUACGGCUACAAAUCGGAACUUCGAGAUAGCUGUUCCAAUCAGAACGUGUCAAUAAUAGCAGAUAACCUGGCCGGUCAUUUCAGCAUUUUGCGCCAUCAGUCAAAUGCCAUCAUCAAAUUGAGUCGCGGAACAGAUUCAGAAAAAGAACAAAUCCGGUCGAUUGUCGGAAUGCUGUUCUUUGGUGUACCCAAUCGAGGUAUGGAUAUAGACUCGCUACGCGCCGUUGUCGGCGAUAGACCCAAUCGGUAUCUCCUGGAGUCUAUCGGCAAGAGCUCGGAUUUCCUGCUCGAACAGAACGUCAAUUUUCCACUUGCCUUUCCCUUCAGAGACAGUCCCAUCUUCUCCUUCUUUGAGACCCAGAGCUCGCCGACGGCCUUGGAAGUCGACGGAUUUUGGAAGAUGGCAGGCCCACGGAAACUUCUCGUGGAUCGCUUUUCGGCAACAUACCCACGUCCAUGGGACUCUGACUCGUUCCAUGAGCCAUUUGACCGCACUCACAGUAAUCUUGUCAAGUUCUCUGUUGGAGAUAUCGACUACCAGCGCGUCCUAUUCAAAUUGCGCGAGAUCAGGUCAAAGGCCACCACACUCCUGACAUCGAGAUUCCACGAUCAAGAAUCGCCCAAUGCAUUGAAUCCGGAAGAGGAAGCUUGUCUUAGGUCACUAUCGUUUACACAUAUGCACGCUCGCGAGAGCAACAUUGAGCCAGCGGCGGAAGACACUGGUAAUUGGCUACUAGAGAGCGCCGACUUCCAGAGCUGGGCCCAACAUGAAAGACUAGACGAGCAUCACGGUUUCUUUUGGCUCAAAGGAAACCCAGGAUCAGGCAAAUCGACAUUGAUGAAGAAGACUUAUUCCCAUAUGAAGAGAGAAAUGACUGAUCCCUCAUCAAUAAUCGCGGGGUUCUUCUUCAAUGCUCGUGGUAAUGAGGACGAAAAGUCCUCGGUUGGGCUCUUUCGUACCCUGCUGCAUACCUUAUGUCGACAAAUGUCUGCGCUUCGUACUCUAGUGGUCAGAAACUACUCCGAGAAAACCAGAGUGUUACGUUCUGGCUGGGAAUGGCACCUUGGGGAGUUAAAGGCUCUCCUGAAGUCCGUCGUGACGGCGCCAAUCCUUGGAAACCGCAAUCUUAUUCUCUUCGUUGACGCGCUCGACGAAUGCGACCUAGCCGGUGCAAGGGCAGUCAUUCAAUACUUCGAACAUCUUGCGAAUUCUGCGGUAAAGGAAGGUACUAAGUUCAAUAUCUGUUUGUCCAGUCGCUACUGGCCUCAGUUGACGAUCCGAAUUUGUUUUCACGCUAGAGUAGAAACCCAGAACCAGAACGACAUUGCAGAAUAUAUAGGUCAAAACAUGGUGUUCGCCAAGGAUCGAGGCGGCAGAUCGGACUAUCUGACGGCAUCUGCUAGGCAAAUCAUGGAUAGAGCUUCUGGAAUCUUCUUAUGGGUUGUGUUGGUGGUUGAAGACCUCUUACAUAAAGCCGCCGCUGGUGGGACACUGGCCGACCUUCAGAAGGUGAUUCGAAGAAUACCCUCGGAUCUAGGUGGCUUCUAUCGACACCAACUGCAAAACAUAGAGCCUGAUGACCAGGCGGAAUUGCUGUCACUCCUGCAAUGCGUCUUCUUUUCGCAGAGACCUCUUUCUCUUACGGAGCUUCGAUACGCCUUAGCGUUUGGUAGCGGCACCUUCACAUCGUUUGCGGAUUGGUCCCAGUCGAGCGAAUACGUCGAUGGUGAUGAACAGAUGGAGAAAAGACUCCGCGAACGAUCGAGGGGGCUAAUUGAGGUCAAGACUUUACCGCCAGACGAUUCGUUAUACCGACCUAGGAACUGGCAUCCUCUACAAAGGUUUUUGAGACCAAAGAGUGUCGUUCAAUUCAUUCAUGAGUCCGUGAAGGAUUAUCUCCAGGCCCGUGGCUUUGAUAUCUUGAUUCAGGAUAGACGACACAAUCAGACCGCCCAGGGACACGAGUUUAUGAAAGCGAUCUGUUUGAACUAUCUCAACAGCAGGGAGCUUGUGGUGAUGCCAAUAAUUGAUUCCAGACUGAACACGGAAUUUGCCGUCCAACGUUCGAUGCCAACUCUCUUCGAAGAUUAUCCGUUCGUUGAAUACAUGGUCGAUUUCCUGUUUAUACAUUCAGCACACGCAGAGAAAAAUGGCCUAGGGCAGGAUCAUCUACGAGCAUGUAUAUCUGGUAAUAUUCAAGGAUGUUUCGAGCGCUGGAGAUACCUUUUCGAUUUGGUUUCCAUGAAGAGGGACGAUCGUUCCAUUGUUGGGGGGAUGAACUACCGCUGGGUGCCAAGAAGACAAGGGCUCGAUGCACAACCAAUACAUGUUUUGUCUCAAUAUGGCCUCUUAACACAAGAAUUGGCAAUGAAAGAAGGUGAUACGAAUGUACCUGGAGGUCUAUAUGGCUACGCACUACUUGCAGCUGUUGCUGAGGGACACCAAGCUGCAGUGCAAUUUCUCCUGGAAAGUGGAGCAGAUCCAAAGUUAUACGUCACGGGGCAAGACAUGACCGCAUUUCAAUGGGCAGUACAACGCGGAGACGUGUUUAUGCUGAGACAGCUCCUCAAAGACAACCUAUCACUCAUGAGCAUCGUAGUAAGACUCCGUAUUUUAGAAAGGGCAUAUCAAAGCACAUCACUUUUCUACGGGUGUCUGGAGUUACUUUUACCAGAGACCAGGAUCCCUGAAACAGCGAUGGAUGCAGUCAGUAGGAUAGCUGAACGGGGCGACUCGAAAGUUUUAUCCUUCGUUCUAGACAGGUGCGACCGAUCAGUACUAAACAAGGAGUGGUUAUGGCACGCUUGCAGUGAAAACCCCUUCUCGAGAGGAAGGAUGAUAAAGAUAUUGCUUGAUCGUGGGGGGAGGGUCAAUAUCACGCCUGCACUUCUCUCUGCGCUGAGAAAGACAUUGGACCUUGACGAUGAAGCCAUUUCUUUACUUUUUGAGCGUCCCGAGAUCGAGGUAGAUGAGAGUUUGAUUGACUCUAUAUGCCUGAUCAGGAAUUCGUCUCAGAUAUUUCGCCAACUUGAAGUGGCAAGAAUCGACUUGCCACCAUUCACUCGUCGUCAUCUCUUGUGUGCCCUGGAAAAUGGCUCAGCUGACUCCGUGGCCUUCAUUAUUCAACGUAUAGAUGAUGCAGGGAGCUCCGAUGGAAUGCUGCUAGCAGCAACAAAGCAUAACGAUGAAGAUGGGGAGGUGAUGCGACUUCUGUUGAGCUGGCGAAAUAUUGAUCACGUUGAGGACGACGUAAUGAUCGCUGUCGCGGGUAGCUUCCACUAUGAGUCUUCCCUCAAAGUCCUCGAGGACCGUUUCGGACGUUUGGUUUUCCCAAUGGAAGCCCUAGCUGCCGCGAUACCUCAUCGAUUGCCGCAUGUUGUCAAGUCCGUGCUUGAGAGAUGUGAGAGUUUUGCCCUUACUGAAGGUCUUCUCGUGGCAGCGGUUCGGUUCUCUCCAAGGCCGGAUGAGAAAGUCGCACUUCUUUUAGAGAAUGAUCCCGCCUUCGAUGUGUCAGGAGAAGUGAUCAAGGUAGCAGUCGCCGAUUGGCAUGCAGUAGACAUAUUGGAUCUUCUCCUCCAGCAGGGCAAGCCUAUCCUGCUGACUGAGGAGAUUGUGGAAGCCGCAGCCAGCAAUUAUGACCGAGGACCUGAUGCUCUCCACAUCAUUCUCCAACAGAAUCCUGGCGCACGAAUCACAGAUUCCAUGAUGCAAUCGGCUGUCAAAGCCAGUAGGGGCGCGGCGUUCAUUUCGCUCAUGCUUGCGCAUGAUCCAAAUAUUCGGAUGCGAGAAGAGUGGUUGAUAUCAGCAGCAAUGAAUGAGGGGGACGGAAGCACUAUUUUCGCUCUCCUGCACGAGAGGGGAAAGAUAACCAAUUUGAAUAUGGCUGCAGAUAUUCGUGACACAACUCCAGGCAAGCGGUCUGCUUCUCGGGAACCCCAUCCCCAGAUUACUACAAAGGUCAAGGAUGCGGUAAUGUCAAACCAGAGUGACAAACAAAAACUCCGACUUCAGUCCUUGUUCGAGGAGUGGGGCGCUUUUCGUGGACAGGAGACAUCUCUUUCUCAAUCCAAUGAGCCUAAGGCUAGCGGUGACAAUACAGACCAAGAGAUUCUUCGCAUAUCGGAUCCUGCUGUUUCCAAGUCCAACAGCCAAUCUGCUGGCUCAACGAACAAGAAGGGAAAUCGCCGUCAGCAAGCUGAGGAAGACUCUACUCAACAAGAUCCCUCUGGUAUUGAACACGCCGAAGCGGAUUCACAUCCCCCUCGGCAACGCCGUCAGCGAGCUAAUCUACGAGCUACCCCGAGAGCACGUCAGCCAGGUCAGCCAGCGGUCACCGCUCGCGAGGUAGAGGAGCAAGAGGAAGAGCAGCGAGCAGAGACUUACUCCGAGGCAGGCGGAGAGGGCUGGACUGUGCCUAUAGAAGGAGGAGUAUCUACUCGGCGCGGGCGUGGGAGAGCUAUAUCACGGGGAGAAGAGCGACAGCGAGUUCGGGGGAGGGGGCAAGCAGGGAGAGGUGUGCCUGCCUCGACAGCGACGAGACAAAGACGUCAGCAGGCUCCUCUGCCAGCACGCUUUCGAGACGAUGUGAUGGAUCUAUAA